AUGCUCUCACCUUACUGUUGCUUGAAACAACUGCGCAGUCUAAUCAUAAUCAACAUGAACAAGAACGACACCCAGCUCAUGCUUGCAAAUCACCAGUUGUUCUUUCAGCACCUCGAGAGCCUUACAUGGAGCACGGAUGAACAUCUCUCUCUCUCCUUCUUCAAAGAUGUGGUAGUCGACCAUCCUAGUGCACAGUCUAUACCGAUCAGAUACCUCAAGCUUACAUUCAAAGAUCACAAAGACGCCAUUCUUCCCCUGCUCUCAAAAUGCAUACAAAGUCUUCAGCUCGAGUACCUUUCAAUCAACUACUGCCAGCAGUCAGAGGCCAAGCACACCCCACAAUGUCACAAUGCUCAAGCACUCACAUCUCUGGCACUCGGCAAUGACAAUAGCAGCAUUGAAUGGGAGCGUUGCACCCUGUCCGACCCCGGGGAGUUUAUACAGUCACUGCGAGCAAUCGACACUCUGCGCCAUCUUGCUCUCUUCCCAACGAACGCCAAACACGAAUAUCAACCCGCACUGUUUGAUCAGUACCUGUCGACCAAUCACUCAUUGACGUCACUCUCCCUGCCAUUCGUUGGCCAUCGCCCAUAUCUGGAGCUGAUCGCCUGCAAGCUCAACCUUAAGCGGCUCCAAAUAGAAAUGGAUGACGAUGUUGUCUUCCCUUUCAUAAGGUCGCUGCGACUCUCAUCCACCAAGGACAUGAACAUCUACCACCAGCUUUGUGCCAUAAAGCGAGCGGCACACGCUGAGGGCCAACUCAUGCUCCAACAUCUCCAUCUCAAGUAUAAGGAAUGCCCAUUUCUCCAUUGUUUGGCUGACAAUACAGUCAUCAUUCACUGA
This is a messenger RNA of Acytostelium subglobosum LB1, 843 nucleotides long. RefSeq lists its product as hypothetical. The record is from RefSeq and is a predicted model, not a curated record. The coding region runs from base 1 to 843 and encodes 280 amino acids. Lineage: Eukaryota; Evosea; Eumycetozoa; Acytosteliales; Acytosteliaceae. The transcript is spliced from 3 exons.